AUCGUCAGUAAUUGAAAAUAAUGGUAAAUAGCAAAGAACUGUCUGCUACUCUAUUACUCGUACAUGCAUUUUUGUUCGCUAACAAAUUAGACAAAACUGCUAGCAAACUUCUAAAAGAAAUCGAGGAGAAAAACCUUGAAAUUGAUAGCAGCAAGUUAGCGAAAUCUAAGGAUGAUCCAAAGUGUUCACUUAUCUUGGAAGCUGUUACCGCCAAACUUGAGCAAGCCAAGAAGGAUACAGAGGAUGAUAGUGAUAGCGAUAGCGACAGUAGCAGCAGCAGUAGUAGUAGUGACAGCGACGAUGAUGACAAACCAGCUGCCGAACCAGCAUCUAAGGAAGAAGACAGCAGCGACUCCUCUUCCUCCAGCUCAGAUAGCGAGGAUGAGAAACCAGCAGCAGCAGCUAAGAAGCCAUCUCCGAAGAAGGCAGCUAGCAGCUCAUCAUCAAGCUCUUCAAGCUCUUCAGAUAGCUCAGACAGUGAGGAUGAAAAGAAGCCAUCACCAGCUGCGAAGAAAACAUCACCUGUGAAAAAGGCAGCAUCUAGCAGCAGCUCAUCAGACAGCUCAGAUUCAGAUUCUUCAAGCGAUGAAGAAAAGAAGACCGUAGUUGCUAAACCAGCCGCUGAGACAAAAAAGCGCAAAGCUAGUGCUUCUUCUUCUUCUUCCUCAUCAAGCUCUAGCGACUCAAGCUCUAGCGAAGAUGAAAAACCGGUCGCUAAACAAACCAAAAAGCAAAAAUUAGAUGAUAACACAACAGUUGAGACCACUGAAUCAUCAACACCAAACGGAAAGGAAACUACAGUAACAACAACCACGACAAGUGCCAACGGAAAACAAAAGAAAGUUCAAAAUGAAAGAUUUAGAAGAGUUAUAGCAGAAGAUGUAACUUUCCAUGAUAACAGAUUGGCUGAUAACUCAUUUGAAGGUAUCGGUUUAUCUGAAAAGGACUUCGGACAUAAAGCAGCUGCUGAUUUAGCACCAACUAAAGGCGCUGGUUUCAGAAAAGAAAAGAACAAGAAAAAGAGAGGUAGCUACAAAGGAGGUGAAAUUUUCAUGGGUAGCAACUCAAUAAAAUUUGAUUAGAUUUUGUCAAUUCUAUAAAUUUAUUUAUUACAUUUUG
Wallemia mellicola CBS 633.66 is the source of this 1119-nucleotide messenger RNA. RefSeq lists its product as hypothetical. NCBI's taxonomy places the organism in Eukaryota, Fungi, Basidiomycota, Wallemiomycetes, Wallemiales, Wallemiaceae. The record is from RefSeq and is a predicted model, not a curated record. The annotation marks the transcript as partial. The transcript is spliced from 2 exons. Gene Ontology annotation, cellular component: nucleolus; nucleoplasm. Gene Ontology annotation, molecular function: protein binding.